AAUAUUUCCGUUGUGAAGUUCGGAUCUUAAAUUAAACAUCUCCAUAUUUUCAAAUUGCUGUAAAAGUGUGAAAAAACUUUUGGAACCAUGAAAAUACGGCCGUUAUCGGAACCCCUGCAAAAAAAGGCGAUCAAGGAAUUGUUCGAAGAUCCAGAAAGAAUACAUUCGGAUAUAACAGCUAUUCGAACAUGGCUUCAAAAGCAACCACAUUUGGAAUCGGUUAAUCCGUCUAAUCAAAGAAUAGUUUCGUUCUUGCGAGGAAAUAAGUACAGCUUAGAACGAACGAAGGAAAAGAUUGAUAUGAUAUACACACUGCGGACUUUGGUGCCGGAAUUAUUUCGGAAUAGAGAUCCAUUUGAUCCAAAAAUACAAAGAAUUUUGGCAAAAGGGGUAGUUUUGCCAUUAGGCAAGUGUGUUAGUGAAGAUGGAAGUCGGCCAAUAUUAAUGAGUCUUAAUAAUGGCUCUUGUCCUGAAUGUACCCUGGAGGACAUGAUGAAAGUCUCAUACAUGAUUUUUGAAUUACUAAUCGAGGAAGAUGAUAACUUUAUUAUUGGUGGAGAGGUAUUUAUUUCAGAUUUCAAGGACGUUGGAAUAUCUAUACUAUCUCAGUUUACGGCACCGUUUGCCAAAAAAGUUAUAACAUCAUUCGAGAAAGCUUUCCCGGUGCGAGUGAAGGCUGUGCAUCUAUUAAAUACACCACCAGGAUUCGAAACAGCUUACACACUAGUUCGAAAGUUUUUGAGUGAUAAAUUGAGGAAUAGAGUUUUCCUGAGCCGAAGCCUUGAACAGUUUAAUGAGCACUUUCCUCGAGAAUUGUUACCUCAAGAAUACGGAGGCACCAACGGUUCGAUUCAGGAGUUGACUGAGUACUGGAAAGGCAAGGUGGAAAGCUACCGUGAUUGGUUCCUUGCAGAAGACAAAGUGCGCUCCAACGAGUGUUUGAGACCAGAGAAACCUAAAACCACAUGCUCGUUAUUUGGUGUGGAAGGAUCAUUUAGAAAACUAAAUAUAGAUUAAGGUUCUGACGAAGAACAUUAUUAUUUCUUUUAUAUUUUAAUCUUUAUAAAAAUAUACGAUCAACUUUGUUUUUAAAUUAAACGCAUGGGCACGUAGGAUACUUCUUAGCUUUAAGAUACAAAUCAUAUUAUAUAGUAGACAAUCUAUUUCAGUAGAAGUGUUUUUCAGUAAAAAAAAAAUCUAUGAUUUUGUUUUACUUUAGGAGUUUUCUAUUGAAUUGUAUGAGAUAGUUUUUAAUUAAACUAGAAAUAUAAUAAACUAACUGUAACAUUAAU
Messenger RNA from Leptidea sinapis, 1292 nucleotides. Its product is annotated as retinol-binding protein pinta-like. The record is from RefSeq and is a predicted model, not a curated record. Gene Ontology annotation, cellular component: membrane. NCBI's taxonomy places the organism in Eukaryota, Metazoa, Arthropoda, Insecta, Lepidoptera, Pieridae. Gene Ontology annotation, molecular function: phosphatidylinositol bisphosphate binding. The transcript is spliced from 7 exons. Bases 88 to 1017 code for a protein of 309 amino acids.